Molecule: messenger RNA, 1302 nt
Organism: Tetrahymena thermophila SB210
Lineage: Eukaryota; Ciliophora; Oligohymenophorea; Hymenostomatida; Tetrahymenidae
Product: MORN motif protein
Exons: 7
Cellular component (GO): cytosol
Source: RefSeq, a predicted model, not a curated record
AGAAAAUAAAUAAAAAUUAAAAGAAUCAUAACGAUACAAUAAAAGAAAGAAAAGAGUAAUAAUAAGAUUAUGUCUUAAUCCAUUACAAAUAGCUAGUUUUUAUACUAAGGUGGCUACCCAGCUAACUCACCUCCUAGAAAAUCAUUUUAACCUGAAAAGGAAAGAGAAUAGGUUUUGUUAAGAAAAGAAGAAAUCAUUAAUGAAUUCCGUAAUACAUACUUAAAAAAUACAUCUGAAACUGAUAAAUUGCAAUAAUUAACUUAUGCUGAUGGAGCCACUUAUAUUGGCUAAAUUAGAGAUAAGAAUGUCAAGCAUGGCAAGGGUAUGUACACUUAUCCUAAUGGAGAUAUUUACCUUGGUGACUGGAAAGAUGACUUCUUCAAUGGAAAUGGUGUUUAUAUUUUUAGUAUUGGUGAAAGAUAUGAAGGCCAGUUAAUUAAUGGAUACAAGCACGGUCGUGGAAAAUACUUCUAUGUAAAUGGAAAUGUCUACUAAGGAGAAUGGAGAGAAGAUAAAAAAGAUGGUCGUGGUGUUUAUUAAUACAAUACUACAGGUGAAAAGUAUGAAGGUGAAUGGAGAAAUGGUGAAAGACACGGAAAAGGAACCUACUAUUUCGCUUUUGGAGAUGUUUAUGAUGGAUCUUGGGAAAAUGGAUGCAAAAAUGGAUAUGGUGUUUUGACCUAUGCUUCUGGUGCUAGAUAUGAAGGCAUGUGGGCAAGAGAUCGUGCUAAUGGUCGUGGUAUUAUGUACUAUGCUAACAACGAUAAAUAUGAUGGUGAGUGGGUUGACGGUGCUAAGCAAGGUAAAGGUGUUUACUAUUUCCAUGAUGGUAGUCGCUACGAAGGUGAUUGGGUAUAGGACUAUAAGAAUGGUAUUGGUUUGUUUAUUCAUGUCAACGGAGAUAGAUAUCAAGGUGAAUUUAAGGAAGGAGAAAAGAGUGGUAAAGGUGUUUACAACUAUAGCAAUGGUGAUAGAUACGAAGGUGAGUGGUAAAAUGAUAAGAGACAUGGUCGUUUAGGUACUUUAUACAUGCAAAAUGGCGAUAGAUACUCUGGUGAAUGGAAGGACGGAGAAAAGAAUGGAUAAGGUGUUUAUGAAUUCUCCAAUUUCGAUGUCUAUGAAGGCUAUUGGUUGAACGGAAAACGUCAUGGUAAAGGUAUCUACAGAUGGAAUAAUGGAGAACACUACAACGGUGAUUGGAAGAAUGAUAGAAUGAAUGGCUACGGAGUCUUCACAAAGGUUGAUGGUUCUGUUUAUGAAGGUGAAUUUAAAGACGAUGUUGCUGUUUAAUAACCUUACUGA